AUAGCGACUCAGGGAGUAGUAAAUUACUGCUUUUACUAUCUUGGAAAGAAAGAAAACUUAUACGAAAAGCUCUUCUUCUCUGGCUAAUCAUUUUAUUGUUCAGUGAAGUGUUUUAAUCAACGAAAAAGCCCUAAAAUUCAUCACAGAGAUCAAGUUAGCUGCAAUGAGUCGUGGUAGCGGAGGUGGUUACGAUCGCCACAUCACGAUCUUCUCGCCUGAAGGUCGUCUCUUCCAAGUCGAAUAUGCCUUUAAAGCUGUCAAGGCAGCUGGUGUAACAUCUAUUGGUGUUCGAGGCAAAGACUCGGUUUGUGUUGUUACUCAGAAGAAAGUUCCGGACAAGCUUUUGGAUCCAUCGAGUAUUACUCAUCUUUUUGCUGUUACCAAGUACCUUGGCUUGGUAGCUACUGGAACAACUGCUGAUGCAAGGACCUUGGUUCAACAAGCAAGAAAUGAAGCUGCAGAGUUUCGGCAUAAAUAUGGAUAUGAGAUGCCAGCUGAUACACUUGCAAGAUGGAUUGCAGACAAAUCCCAAGUUUAUACUCAGCAUGCUUAUAUGAGACCUCUAGGAGUAGUUGCUAUGGUCUUGGGCAUCGAUGAUGAGGUUGGACCUCAACUGUUCAAGUGUGAUCCUGCUGGCCAUUUCUUUGGUCACAAGGCAACUAGUGCUGGAUUGAAAGAGCAAGAAGCAAUAAAUUUUCUCGAGAAGAAAAUGAAGAAUGAUCCAGCCUUUACGUACGAGGAGACUGUCCAGACUGCAAUUUCAGCACUGCAAUCUGUUCUACAAGAGGACUUGAAGGCCAAUGAGAUUGAGGUUGGAGUUGUGGUGAAGGGAAAUCCUAUUUUCCGAGCAUUGUCCACGGAUGAGAUAGACGAGCACUUGACUGCAAUUAGUGAGCGUGACUAGUUUAACGAGAAAGACUUAAUUACGUCAAGGGAGUGCUUUUUCAAACUGUGUGCAUUAAAUGUUAGGAAACAUGUAAUUUGGCUCCAAUGAUACUCGUUGCCCUCCUUUUUUUUUUUGAAUUGAAUUUUAAAAAAGUUGUCCUUAAAUUUAAUUGCUCCAGAUAUUUAUUCGCCGCUAGAACUUAGAAGAGUCCUUUAUAAACUAAUUUAUCAUCUGUAAAAGGAAUCGUGCUUAUGUAUUGCAUUACAGAAGGUGGGGAAUUGGUAAACAAUUUGUCUAUUUUAUAUUGACC
This is a messenger RNA of Daucus carota subsp. sativus, 1196 nucleotides long. Its product is annotated as proteasome subunit alpha type-6-like. Lineage: Eukaryota; Viridiplantae; Streptophyta; Magnoliopsida; Apiales; Apiaceae. The record is from RefSeq and is a predicted model, not a curated record. Gene Ontology annotation, cellular component: proteasome core complex, alpha-subunit complex; cytosol; proteasome core complex. Bases 164 to 904 code for a protein of 246 amino acids. The transcript is spliced from 9 exons. Gene Ontology annotation, biological process: proteasomal protein catabolic process; ubiquitin-dependent protein catabolic process.